This is a messenger RNA of Chaetura pelagica (chimney swift), 3117 nucleotides long. RefSeq names its product mindbomb E3 ubiquitin protein ligase 2 (gene MIB2). NCBI's taxonomy places the organism in Eukaryota, Metazoa, Chordata, Aves, Apodiformes, Apodidae. The record is from RefSeq and is a predicted model, not a curated record. Gene Ontology annotation, cellular component: cytoplasm. Bases 105 to 2969 code for a protein of 954 amino acids. Gene Ontology annotation, molecular function: zinc ion binding; ubiquitin-protein transferase activity; protein binding. Gene Ontology annotation, biological process: protein ubiquitination. The transcript has 18 exons.
GUGUGCUGAACAUGCUGCUGACGAUGCUGAGGGUGUUGCUGAUGAUACUGCCUGACUCCAAGACCCCUCACGUGGAAGGAUUUUAGGGGUUGCCUUGCAGAUCAAUGGACGUGGACCCCUAUGCCAGCAUGCAGGUUGGGAUGCGGGUAGUUCGUGGAGUGGACUGGAAGUGGGGCAACCAGGACAACGGUGAAGGGAAUGUUGGGACUGUGGUGGAGAUUGGUCGGACAGGCAGCCCAACCACUCCAGAUAAGACUGUGGUCGUGCAGUGGGAUCAAGGCAACAGAACCAAUUACCGCACUGGAUUCCAAGGGGCUUACGACCUUCUUCUGUAUGAUAAUGCACAAAUAGGUGUCCGUCACCCUAACAUCAUCUGUGACUGCUGCAAGAAGCACGGCAUCCGGGGGAUGCGGUGGAAGUGCAAGAUGUGCUUUGACUAUGACUUGUGCACCCAGUGCUACAUGAACAACAAGCACGACCUCUCCCACUCCUUCGAACGCUACGAGACGGCGCAUUCCCAGCCAGUCCUGGUGAGUCCUCGACAGAAUUUGACUCGCAUCACCCUAAAAGGGACUUUCCAGGGGGCAAAAGUAGUCCGUGGCCCUGACUGGGAGUGGGGCAACCAGGAUGGUGGUGAAGGUAAAACUGGACGUGUGGUUGAUAUUCGUGGCUGGGAUGUGGAGACCGGGCGCAGCGUGGCCAGUGUCACCUGGUCUGAUGGAACCACCAAUGUCUACAGAGUUGGGCACAAGGGAAAGGUGGAUCUGAAAUGUACUGUGGAGGCAUCUGGUGGCUUUUACUACAAAGAGCAUCUCCCAAAAUUGGGAAAACCAGCUGAACUGCAGAGGAAGGAAAGCACAGACAGGCAUCCAUUCCAGCAUGGUGACAAGGUGAAGUGCCUGCUGGACAUUGACAUCUUGAGGGAGAUGCAGGAGGGCCAUGGUGGCUGGAAUCCUAAAAUGGCUGAGUUCAUUGGCCAGACAGGGACUGUGCACAGAAUCACGGACAGAGGGGACGUGAGGGUCCAGUUCAACAGUGAAACCCGCUGGACUUUCCAUCCUGGAGCUCUGACUAAGCUCAACACCUUUUGGGUUGGUGAUGUUGUCCGGGUGAUAGAUGAUAUGGAAACAGUGAAGCGGUUCCAACCUGGUCAUGGGGAGUGGACAGAUGAAAUGGCACCUACCCUGGGGCACAUUGGGAAAGUGAUCAAGGUCUACGGGGACGGAGAUCUGCGAGUGUCAGUUGGAGGGCAGUCCUGGACCUUCAACCCAGCUUGCCUGACAGCCUAUCAGAGAGAUGAAGAAGCAAACCUCAUGACAACAGAGAAUGCAAAGGAAUCAAAAAGUACUUUGAUUACUGUCCUGGAGAAGCUGCUGUCCCAGAAGACAGAGUCAGAGCAUGCAGGCUGCCUGGUCAUUUGUGCAGCACUCAACAAUGCAGCUAAAGUUCGGGAGCUCCUGCAGAAGUACCCAGACAAGGUCGAUGCCAAGAACCAGGGCAGAACUGCCCUGCAGAUUGCCUCCUACCAGGGGCAUCUGGAUGUGGUGAAGAUUCUGCUGCAGGCCCAUGCCUCUGUCAACCUGAGGGAUGAAGAGGGGGACACAGCACUGCACUAUGCAGCCUUUGGAAACCAAGCUGAGGUUGCCCGUGUGCUGCUUAGUAAAGGAGCCAGUGCAGACCUGUUAAACAAUGCAAAGUGCACAGCCUUGUUUGUUGCUGUCAGUCAAGGAUUCACUGAGGUGGUGCGAACCCUCUGUGAGCUCAACUGCGAUGUCAACCUCCCAGAUUCCCAGGGAGACACCCCUCUGCAUUAUGCUAUCACUGCAGAAUACACAGUCCUUAUUGAGAUUCUCACUGAAGUACCUAACAUAGACUUCACUGUCCAGAAUUGUCAAGGUUUCAACCUGCUCCACUUUUCUGCUCUAAAAGGCAACAAGCUAGCCAUAAAGAAGAUUCUAGCAAGAGCUCGGCAGCUGGUUGACUCCAAAAAGGAGGAUGGCUUCACUGCCCUGCACCUUGCUGCUCUCAAUAAUCACAAAGAAGUGGCAGAAAUUCUCAUCAAAGAGGGUCGCUGUGAUGUCAACCUCAAGAACAACCGUAACCAGACACCCCUGCACUUGGCUGUGAUCCAGGGACACGUGGAGAUGGUGCAGCUGCUGGUCAGCGAGGGCAGUGAUGUCAAUGCUGAAGAUGAGGAUGGGGACACAGCCAUGCACAUCGCCCUGGAACGGCAGCAGCUCAUGUCUGUCAUGAUGGAGAAGCGUGAAGGGGAGAUGGGCUCGUCCCUCCUUUCCAAGCUGCAGUCUUUUGGCUUCCUUGGAAACGUAGAGCUGAAUGUUGGAACUGCAAUUGCAUGUUACUUAGCACAAGAAGGAGCAGAUAUUAAUUAUGCAAACCAUCGGGGAAAGUCUCCUGUAGACCUUAUCACAGAUGGAAGGAUCCUCCAGAUUGUCAAAGAUUUCUCACAGAAAUUCAGGGAACAGCAGGUUUCUUCAGACAGCUCAGCCGUCACCUGCAGCCUUCGCCGCGUGCACACCACCCCCAACACCAUGACCAACCUUAGUGUCUCCAGCGUGGCAGUCCCCACAGAGUGCCUGGUCUGCUCAGAGCUGGCCCUCCUCAUCCAUUUCUUCCCAUGCCAGCACAGUAUUGUAUGUGAAGAGUGCUCCAGGAGGAUGAAGAAGUGCAUCAAGUGUCAAGUGACAAUUACCAAAAAACUGAAACAAGACAGCACGGAGGUGGAGUGCAGCCCCAGCUCCGAGGGCAGUGACCAGAGGAGGCUGAUGGAGGAGCUGCAGAGCCGCUACCGGCAGAUGGAGGAGAGAAUCACCUGCCCCAUCUGCAUCGACGAUCAGAUCAAACUGGUCUUCCAGUGUGGACAUGGCUCCUGCCCAGACUGCAGCACAGCCCUCACCGUCUGCCCCAUCUGCCGGCAGGCAAUCCGGGAGAGGAUCCAGAUCUUUGUCUAAGGAUGUGCUUGCUGCCCUUCCCAUCCCCUCCUCCCUCCUUUACUUUUUGUUUGCGUUUUAGCUGAGCAGUGCUAGUCAGGCUGAGGUGUUUGGCUGCCUGCAAAGCCACCCUGAGAGAGAGGGAAGCAAAUAACUGAUGUGACUUGGG